AAAUCACAAGAUAAAAAUAAAGUAUCAGAAAUAGACGACCAAAUUUAUAGACAUUUUGAUAUCAAAAAGCGUUUAGGUAAAGGUGCUUAUGGAAUUGUAUGGAAAGCAAUUGAUAGAAAAUCAAGUAAUAUUGUUGCUGUAAAGAAAAUUUUUGAUGCUUUUCGUAAUAAAACUGAUGCCCAAAGAACAUUUCGUGAAAUAAUGUUUUUAAAAGCAUUUAAAAAUCAUCCAAAUGUUAUUCAACUUUAUAGUAUUCAUAAAGCAACAAACAAUUUGGAUAUCUAUUUAGCUUUUGAAUAUAUGGAAAGUGAUUUACAUAAUGUCAUUAAAGGAGGGACAAUUUUAAAAGAUAUACAUAAACGUUAUGUGAUGUACCAAUUGUUCAAUGCCAUUAAAUAUAUUCAUUCAGGGAAUGUUAUACAUAGAGACCUUAAACCUAGUAACGUUUUAAUCGAUAGUAAAUGCAGAUGUAAAAUAGCUGAUUUCGGCUUAGCAAGAUCUGUAUCAAAUAGACCAAUGGGAGAAACAAAUACAUCAGUUGAUCCAACUGAACCGAUAUUAACGGAUUAUGUUGCAACAAGAUGGUAUAGAGCACCAGAAAUUUUAAUAGCUAGUAAAAGGUAUACAAAAGGGAUCGAUAUGUGGAGUUUAGGUUGUAUUUUAGGUGAAAUGAUAAGAGGAAAACCUUUAUUUCCUGGUAGUAGUACAGUUAAUCAGAUUGAAAAAAUUGUUGCUGCAUUACCAGAAAUAAAUGAGAAAGAUAUUGAAGCGGUUGGUGCUGGGUUUGGUUCCGUAUUAUUAAAUCAACAAAUCAGUUCUGAAAACAAUCUUAGUAUUGAUGAAUUAUUGGCGGGUUCCUCAGAAGAUGCAAAAAAUUUAGUAAAAUUAUUAUUAAUGUUGAAUCCAGCACAAAGGUUAACAGCCAAAGAAGCUCUUUCACAUAGAUAUAUUGAAAAAUUUAAAAAUUCAAUAACUGAAACUGAAUUAAGUACAGAUGUUUUACCACCUUUUCGUGAUGAUGUUCAAUUAACAGUUCCAGAAUAUCGUUCAAAACUUUAUGAAAUAAUGCAAAUAUCUGAAGUGAAAGGAAAUGAGAAAAAUAGUAAUAAUAGUGUUAAAAAUACCACGAAAUUGAAUAGUACAGCAAAAAGAAAAGAUAUUGCAACACCAAAAUUAGAGAGUACAAUGAAUGUAAGUCAUCAGUCUUCUAAGCAAACUUCCGUUAAAAUUUCACCAUCGAAAUCAGAUGAAAAAUCAAAAAAAGAAUAUAAUCAUAAUCGAUUCACGGAAAAAAAAUAUCAACAAAAUUCAAUUACUACCCAUCACAAUAUUGCCAAUAAUAAUACUAAUAAUUGGAGAAAACAAUUUAUUUUAUAUAAAGAAAAAGAAGCAGCAGCAACGAUUUCCAAUAAAACAAAUAUCCAUAAUAAUAGCAAUAGUAGUAAUAUUAGCAAUAGUAAUGAAAAUGGUAAUUCUAGAUUUCGUAAUGUAAAUCAGUAUGAGAAAAGACAUUCAAUUGAUUGUACGUAUCAUGUACAGGGUAUAUCACCAAAUAGUACAUUUAAUAAAACACCAUACAAUAAUCGUUUAUCUAUUGAUAAAGAAAAACCUGAGUUAAUAGAAAUUUCAAAAAAUAAUCAAAUUUAUCAGAGUUUUAAGAAGACACCUGAAUUAGAUCAUUUAAUAAAUACAAGAAAUAGUAAUAGUGAUAUUUCAACAACACUUAAUACUAUCACCAAUGAUUCAAUGGACAAUAAUAAUUAUUAUGAAAAAAGACUGAAACUUUUAGAAGAAAAAAUUCAAAAACAAAAACUAGAUAUAAAAGCAUUAUUUAAUGAGAAAGAUAAAUGUAGUAGAAUUCCAAAUAUAUUGGAAAAUAAUAGUAGUGAUAAUAGAAGUUUACGUAGUAAAUUCACUAUUCCACAAGAAAAAAAUUAUAGUAAACGUAAUAAUCACAUUAUUGGUCAUAGAAGUGGACAAAUUCCAAUUAAAUAUGAUUUUGGUCAUCCAGAUGAUAAAACUCUAGAUCGUAUCAAAGUAGAAUAUACUGUAAUUCAAAUGACAAAUUCCGGAUUUUACAAUAAUAUUAGAACCGUAUAA
This is a messenger RNA of Condylostylus longicornis, 2100 nucleotides long. It is a transcript of the gene Erk7, whose product is annotated as extracellular signal-regulated kinase 2. The transcript has 14 exons. Gene Ontology annotation, biological process: intracellular signal transduction; protein phosphorylation. Gene Ontology annotation, cellular component: cytoplasm; nucleus. Lineage: Eukaryota; Metazoa; Arthropoda; Insecta; Diptera; Dolichopodidae. The annotation marks the transcript as partial. The record is from RefSeq and is a predicted model, not a curated record. Gene Ontology annotation, molecular function: ATP binding; MAP kinase activity.